Molecule: messenger RNA, 4543 nt
Organism: Triticum urartu
Lineage: Eukaryota; Viridiplantae; Streptophyta; Magnoliopsida; Poales; Poaceae
Source: RefSeq, a predicted model, not a curated record
AGCGUGGUUACGUUGCCUUGAAAACCAGGCGCUACUUUCCUUAAAGAAACAGCAAGUGCUAAAUGCGCUAUAAAUAUACUGGCUGGAAGGUAGAAGCUGCAGUUUGGAAAAUGGAGGGUGCAAUCAUCAGCUUGACCGAGGGCGCCGUGCGAGGCCUCCUGUGCAAGCUCGGCGGCCUCCUCGCGCAGGAGAGCUGGCCGGUGCAGCGCCUCCACGGCGAGGUCCAGUACAUCAAGGACGAGCUCGAGAGCAUGACCGCCUUCCUCCGUAGUCUGGCCGAAUCGUCCGACGGCCACGACGACCAGGUCCGGGUCUGGGUGAAGCAGGUGAGGGAGAUCGCCUACGACGCCGAGGACUGCAUCGACGACUACGUCCGCGGCCGCCAGCCGUUCGACAGGGACGGCGGCGCCGUCAUGGCGUCCCUCCGCCGCUUUGUCCGUCUGCUCGCCACGCUAGGAUCAGGCGGUGGUGGUCGCCGUCACCGGCGCAUGGCGGCCCAGCUCCAAGAACUGAAGACUCGCGCCAGGGACGCCGGCGAGCGGCGUUCCAGGUACGGGGUGCUGCCGCCAAAGACGGCGCUCGGGCGUGCCAGCAGCCACGCGUCCAGCUCCGGCGUCUCCGGCCGCCUGGACCCGCGGCUGCACGCCCUCUUCACCGAGGAGGCGCAGCUGGUGGGCAUCGACGGGCCGAGGGACGAGCUCGUGGGCUGGCUGAUGGAGGACGACGCGCGGCUCCGGGUGCUCGCCGUCGUCGGGUUCGGUGGGCUCGGCAAGACCACGCUGGCGAGGAUGGUGUGCGAGAACCCGCGGGUGAAGAGCGCUGACUUUCAGUGCUCCCCGUUGCUCAUCGUGUCGCAGACGCUAAACGUCAGGGCGCUGUUCCUGCACAUGCUCAGGGAACUGAUCCAGCGGCCGCGCCUGGCUGCCGGCGACGAUACCAUGGAUGAUAGCUUGCACGGGGCGGAGAGCUGGGAAACGGCGCUGCUGGCCAACAAGCUCAAACUUUACCUGCAAGACAAAAGGUACAUUGUGAUUCUUGAUGACAUAUGGACUUCAUCAGCAUGGGAGAACAUCAGAUGUGUGUUUCCUAACAAUGAAAAAGGAAGCAGAAUUAUAGUGACCACCAGGAACGAGGAUGUCGCUAAUACAUGUUGUUGUCAUUCCCAAGAUCGGAUUUACAAAAUUCAAUGCCUAUCUGAGAUUGCAUCACGUGAGCUAUUCUUCAAGAGGAUCUUUGGCUUAGUAGAUGGAUUGCCAAACAAUGAGUUGGAAGAAGUUUCAAAUGUCAUACUCAAGAAAUGUGGGGGGUUACCAUUAGCCAUAGUCAGCAUUGGUAGCCUUCUCGCUAGCAAACCAAACAGAACCAAACAAGAGUGGCAGAAGGUUUCUGAUAACUUGGGCUCUGAACUUGAAAUAAAUCCAACUCUGGAAGGGACAAAGCUAGUCUUAUCUUUGAGUUACAAUGAUCUGCCAUACCAUCUGAAGGCUUGCUUCUUGUAUCUAAGUAUCUUUCCUCAAAAUUAUGUGAUCAAGAGGGGACCUUUGGUGAGAAUGUGGAUAGCCGAAGGAUUUGUCACCGCAAAACAUGGACUUAGUAUGGAGGAGGUUGCUGAAAGAUACUUUGAUGAGUUCGUCGCCAGAAGCAUGGUGCAUCCUGUGAAAAUUGAUUGGAGUGGUAAGGUGAGAAGCUGUCGAGUUCAUGAUAUAAUGGUUGAAGUCAUCAUGUCCAAGUCACUUGAGGAGAACUUUGCAUCCUACUUCUGUGAAAAUGGAACCACACUGGACUCCCAUGACAAAAUCCGGCGCCUCUCCUUCCAGAGCAGUAGCCACUUAGUGCAGAGAACAAGUGCUAGUGUAGCUCAUGUUCGCACAUUUAGAAUGUCACCUUCCAUGGAGGAAAUCCCAUUCUUCUUCGCACACUUGCGGCUGUUAAGAGUGUUGGAUAUGCAAGGCAGUAGCUGCUUGAGCAACAAGGAUUUAGACUGUAUCUGUAAUUUUUUCCAACUGAAAUACCUAAGCCUCAGAAAUACCAGUAUUUCCAAAUUGCCGAGAUUCAUAGGUCAUCUAAAUUACUUGGAGACACUAGAUAUCAGAGAAACACUUAUCAAGAAGCUACCAAGUAGUGCCAAGAGCCUGGUACGUCUGAAGCAUUUGUUAGUUGGACAUAAGACACAUCUUACUAGGACAGGUAGUGUGAAGUCCUUCAGAAGAUCCUCUGGUCUAGAAAUGACACCUGGGGUUCUCAUGAACAUGGCAUCCCUUCAAUCAGUAUGCCAUAUAGAGAUAAAAAAGGACCCAUCAGUGUUCCAGGAGAUAAGCUUGUUAAGAAAUCUAAAGAAGCUGAAUGUUCUCUUCCAUGGGGUAGAGGUAAACUGGAAACCUUGUCUGGAAUCAUUAAGAAAUUUGCCAGGCUCUGUGCGCUCGCUUUCCAUUCAAAUAUUUGAUGGAGAUGGAAGCAUCUCAUCGGAGGAAAUGCUAUCUUCAGUGGAGUCACCCCCUCUCUUGGUUACAAGCUUUGGCCUGACGGGCAAGCUGGAGCGCUUGCCUCUGUGGGCAGCAUCACUUAGAAACGUCUCGACGUUUACUCUUCGCAACAACGGGCUCCACGCUGACGCCAUAGACGUCCUUGGAGAUCUGCCAAGUCUGCUCUGCCUCAAGCUGUAUCACAAAUCAUAUGCCGAUGACUGCCUCAUAUUCCCGCAAGGUAAAUUUUUGAAAGUCAAGCUAUUGGUUAUUGACAACUUGGAGAACAUUGACAAGGUGUGCUUCAAGGAUGGUUCUGUGCCGUGUCUUGAAAGGCUUACAUUGUCAUUCCUACAGGAACCCAAGCACGGGAUCUCUGGUCUUGAGAACCUUCUGAAGCUGAAGGAGAUAGAGUUCUUUGGAAACUUAUCCUUAACCGUGGUGACUAAAGUGGUGUCCUCUGUGAAGACAUAUGUAAAUCGUCCCAGAGUAAUAGGUGACAAAGGGAACAUUGUGACAGAGUAUUCUUAGGAAGCAAAUAAAGUUUGGUGUAUCUUGCUAGCGCAUUGAAAGGUCACGUGUUGGUACUAAGUCGAGACUCUUCACUUCACAGGUAAUAAUUCUUUAGUAGGUAGCCUGCAGGGCAGCAUAUUUUGUGCAUGUACAUAUACUCUUCUGAUUUUAAGCGAGUUGUAGUGUUGCUAGUUUCAUCUGCACAUUAUGAUUACUUGGUUGAAUCUGUGCAGGCAUUUGACGAUGGCAUCCUGUCUGUCAGCGCUGGAGUACUAUAUAGUGUGGUUAAGCUGCUGCGAAGGCCGGAGUGGAAUGGAACUGAAGUGGCUGCCACCUGCCAGUAAGCUCUGCUCCGACCAUAUGUAUGUGCCCGCCUUUUGAUUAUCUAGUGUAUAUGACGUAAAGGGGCUGCAGUACGGUGCACUCCUGUUCGCUCCUGAUCGUAUAUGCUCCCCACAGUUUUCUCUAACAUGCUUGCGAUUCUGUGUUCUGACUAGGAACUUUUUUCUAGUCAUGCGUACCACUAUUUUAGCAAUUUUAUCGAUAGUUCUGAUCUGACCGUGACCAAGCAUCUGCCACUUAGGAGUACUUGUUUAAGCCAUGAAUCUUUUAAGAGACUUUUGUGUAGGGAAAGAUCGUGCCACUACGAGUGGGAUGAUUCCACUCACAGUACUGGGACAACGUCGAAGCACAACAUAAACAUCUUUGCCCCCUGGGCAGCAUCGACUGUACAUCAAAAUCCAGUGACUCUCUCCUGAUCCAUCAAACUUUAGUUUCAAUGUUCCUCUACUUGUUACAGCAAACACAACAUAAACAAUGAUGACUGUGAUCCCAAGAACAAACGCAACGGAUAUAUGUAUCCAGUCCUGAAAUAGGUGACCAAACAAAAAUACAUGAGGGCCCAGUCCACCUAUAAGAGCAUUAUUCCACGAGAAAUAAUACAUGAGAAGCAGCUUUAAAAUCCAGUAAAAAAUGGUUAACUAAAUUAGUAAUGGAUAUGCCAACAUGUCUUGGACAUUGCAUUCUUAACAAAUACUCCCUCCAUCCCAAAAUAAGUGACUCAACUUUGUACUAACUUUAUACUAAAGCUAGUACAAAGUUGAGUCACUUAUUUUCGGAUGGAUGGAGUAUCAUGUUAAAUCAAGGUUUAUAUAUGUAUUGUAUUCCUCUAGUGUUUGAUGAAGUAUAAAUAUCCAUACUGUAAUAUCAAUUAGGAAGAAAACACGGCUUGAUGUAACACCUUGAUGAUGAUGAUGAUGAUGAUUUAUGUAAGCCUACUCAAUUUAUUUGUAUAAUUUAUUGCUUUGUAAUGCUUUUACAAAACAGGAUGUCCCGGGGCUCUAAAUUCAUGUAGAGUAUCCUUUAAGAAUAAUUUUAAGAGCUUAAAUUCCUUUUGAUCUGCCAACUGUUUUGUUGCAUAACCAUGGCAUCUUGGCCUUUUAGCAUAAGAUUUUUUUUAGAAAGGAGUUUGAAGAAGGGGAGCCUUGGCGCAGUGGUAAAGCCGCUACCUUGUGACCAUCAGGUCACGGGUUCAAGUCCUGAAAACAGCCUCUUACAGAAAUGUAGGA